AGGAUGGAGAGCCGCUGCGCACCUUCGCCCAAGGUUUCCUGACAUGGCUGGAGCAGCACCCGACGGCUGCCAAGGAGCAGCUGGAGGAAGUCAUGGCCUCUGUGCGGGACGCGCGCGGGAGCCUCCAGGAAGCCGACAAGCUUGCGGAGGCUGCAAUGACGAAGAGGGGACUGGCUACGCUGUCCGUGCAGGGGAUGCAGGGCAUUGCGCAAAAGCUGGGGCUGCGAUCGACCGGUCCCCCUACCGCUCAGCUGGACAAGACACCCGUUGAGCUGCAGAUAGGGGGCAACAAGUUGGUGGUGAUGAAGGGCGUGACGUCGCUCUCGAUGGGGGUGGCCACCGCCGACGGGCUCGUCGCCGUCCUCAUCCCCCGCAACACACCGCUUCCCUGCAAGGUCACCAGAACCUUCACCACGGCCAGCGACAACCAGGAGGAGGCGAUAAUCAAGUUGUGCCUUGGCGAGGGGGUGCGCUGGGGGGACAACCACAUCCUGGGUGAGCUGACCCUGGCCGUACCCGCCGCCGGGCCCAGGGGCCAGGUCGACAUCGACACGACCUUCGCGCUGGACGCGGGCGGCGUGCUGACCGUGACCGCCUUGGAGAGGUCCUCCAAGGAGGAGGCGAGCGUGACGCUGCAGUGCGAGUCAAGCCUAGAGAGCGCCCGUCUCUAGGCGAGGCUCUGGGAGCGCGACAGAGCCAGCAGGAAGGAGAGACCAGCGCUAGGCGCUGUACUUCGGCCGUACUAAAAUGUAAUAUGUUUCAAAGACUCUUUUAUAUAUCCUUUACUUUUUCCGUGCCUCUUUUUCUAUUCUGUGUAUACCUUGUUCGUUUCGUUAACUUCGUUGUUUGCGUGCACAAUUGCCAUUCAGGACACUAUUCUUUAUGAUAGAUAGAAUAAGUCACACUUCCAUCAGCAGAGGAUUGUGUACAUUGUCUGAAUUUCCUUGCACUGCAUACAUACUCAAUAAAAAUAGAUCAAAAAAGC
This is a messenger RNA of Frankliniella occidentalis (western flower thrips), 985 nucleotides long. Its product is annotated as chaperone protein DnaK-like. Gene Ontology annotation, biological process: cellular response to unfolded protein; protein refolding. Gene Ontology annotation, molecular function: misfolded protein binding; ATP binding; heat shock protein binding. Gene Ontology annotation, cellular component: cytoplasm. NCBI's taxonomy places the organism in Eukaryota, Metazoa, Arthropoda, Insecta, Thysanoptera, Thripidae. The record is from RefSeq and is a predicted model, not a curated record.